AUGGUGGUAUAUGGUGGUAUAGAUGCACUUAUUUGGCUUUGUCGUUCAUCAAAAGAUAUAGAAUUGCAACAUUUAACAACCACUAUAUUAGCUAUGUUAUCAGAAAAAGAAUCUAUUCGACCUGUUAUUAUCACUAAAUGGGCAUUGCCUCCUUUACUUGCACUUAUUCAACAUUAUACCACUAAAAUACAGCAAAAUAGUAAUAAAAAUUCUUCAACAAAUUCAAUUCAUUUAACAGAAUCAUCAACAGAUACUACUUCUCAAACAAGUAUCAUGUUAGAGAUCAUUAUCAAUUGUACGCAUAUUAUAUAUCAGCUUUCGAGAGCGGGUAUUUUAAGUCAAAAAGAAGUUAUUUCAGAUAAUGUGUUCAAUACAUUAUUAAUGCUUGCUACAUUUGAUAUUACUGAAGGAGAUGAGCAAACGAUGAGUCGAGUGAAUAUAAUACAAAGUCUUGCAUCCAAGACUAUAUCAUCCAUUAGUUCACUCAUUUCUUUACAAAUAAAUAUUAUUGAAGAAAUACAAGAAACGAAUAAGUUAUCAACUUUACUUCGAUCUUCAAAUAGUGAAGUACGAAAAUAUGCAGCAAAGACGAUAGCCUAUUUAUCUCUUCGAAAUGAUAAAUAUAAGCCAGUCCUCUUGUGUGGCGACGGAUCUAGAGCAUUAAUAUCUAUUCUUGCUAUUCUACCUGAAAAAGAAAUGGAUACAGAAACCCGAUUAAAGGAUAUUUUUUAUUAUUUACCGCAGCUAGACAUAAGGCAAAUUAAAAAUAGAGAGCAACAGUCAGUCAUUCACUCUGCAGCUGUCUCUCAUGUGUGUUGUGCUUUAGCAAAUUUUGCAACAAACAAUGAAUCACAGGUUAACUUGAUGUCACAGCCUCAUUUAUUAAGAUAUAUUUGUAAUGUUUUCACGAAUUUCCCUACUCAUACAGAGAUCCUUAGGCAUGUUGCUCGCUGUUUAGCAAAUCUUGCACUUUAUGUAUCAAUGGGUCAAGUAUCUAAAUCUGACGUUCAACGUCACAUUAUUAGGGCUAUUGAUAAUUUAAGCAGCAAUGUACCAUUAGGCGAUGAUAAUAGAACCUCUUGUUGGAGAGAACUAUUUGGAGAUGCUUAUGUGUAUAUAAAUAAUAUUUUAGAAGAAGAGGAUGAAGACAUCAAGGACAUUGAUACUAUAAAAAGAGCAAAGAGUAUUAUUACAAGAGAAAAAUUAGAACCAGUAAUCGAAAAUAGAAAACAAAAUAAAGAAGAAUGUAUUGUAGCUGUUAAUGUUAUAUCGUCAAAUGAAGAAGAAGAAGAAGAAGAAGAAGAAGGAAAUGAAGAUGUGCGUAUUGAUGUUAAAAAGACUACUCAAAAGCCUUCAAAAAACAAGAGGCGUUCCAAGAAGCAUAAAUAA
Messenger RNA from Cokeromyces recurvatus, 1389 nucleotides. Its product is annotated as armadillo-type protein. Gene Ontology annotation, molecular function: protein-membrane adaptor activity. The coding region runs from base 1 to 1389 and encodes 462 amino acids. Lineage: Eukaryota; Fungi; Mucoromycota; Mucoromycetes; Mucorales; Mucoraceae. The record is from RefSeq and is a predicted model, not a curated record. The transcript has 7 exons. Gene Ontology annotation, biological process: nucleus-vacuole junction assembly.